This is a messenger RNA of Penicillium cinerascens, 2262 nucleotides long. RefSeq lists its product as uncharacterized. Gene Ontology annotation, molecular function: RNA polymerase II cis-regulatory region sequence-specific DNA binding; zinc ion binding; DNA-binding transcription factor activity, RNA polymerase II-specific. Gene Ontology annotation, cellular component: nucleus. NCBI's taxonomy places the organism in Eukaryota, Fungi, Ascomycota, Eurotiomycetes, Eurotiales, Aspergillaceae. The record is from RefSeq and is a predicted model, not a curated record. The transcript has 3 exons. Gene Ontology annotation, biological process: DNA-templated transcription; positive regulation of transcription from RNA polymerase II promoter by galactose. Bases 1 to 2262 code for a protein of 753 amino acids.
AUGUUCCAUACCUUUGAGGGUUUUGAGAAUCCGGGGCCAGCGAUGCCGGUCCGAAGACCCAGCAAUGAGCGCCGCGAGUCUGUUGGUCGUAGGGUCACUACUCUACGCGCCUGUACUUCUUGUCGCCAUCGCAAAAUUAAAUGCGAUGGUGAGAAACCUUGUGAGGCUUGCCGGUGGUAUAAGAAAGCGGAUCAAUGUCAUUACUCCGACCCAAGACCUUCAAGAAGACAUGUCGAGAAAUUGUCCACCACUUUGGAUGAAUAUCGCAGCGUGCUGGGAAAGCUCUUUCCCGACAUGGCCCCAGAGUCUCUUGUCAGUCUCUCCCGAGAGAAACUGCUCGAGCUGACCACCGGUUCAUCUUCCUACGUGGCUAACGCGCCGCGUCCUGCGUCCCCUGCGACUUCGGGCUCAGUGGAGGCUCAUGUGUCUCCACUCUCGCAUGAAGAUGACAAUCUCGAAUCUUUGCAAAGCAUGCCCGAAGAACUAGAUGACGGUCGACAACCCAGCUCCGGCGAGCUGGUGGAGGGUGUUUCUGACGAUGUGAAUGCCCUCUCCCUCUCUGCUCGACCAUCAUCGUCUUAUCUGGGUGUAUGCUCCAUCCAGGCGGUGCUCAAAGUCAUCGUCUGGCUUGAUCCGGGGGCUGCAUCCUACUUCACUCAAAUCCCACCCACUCGGCCAUGCGACGGCGGUCUCGACUAUGACACCCAGCAUGCGUGGAACCAAGCGCCCGUCACACCACCAAACCUUGCAAUCCCUUCGACGGAGAUGCAAAUGCUCGACGCAUAUUUCCUGUAUUUCCAAUCUUUUGCCCCGAUGAUUGAUGAACAAAUGUUCCGCGAGACUUACAUCACAGGUCUCCGGAGAGACGAUCACUGGCUUGCCCUCUUGAAUAUUGUGCUUGCUUUAGGAAGCAUUGCCGCCUCGGGACCAGACGACAUGACACACCAAACAUACUUCCUACGAUGCAAGAGUCACUUGAACCUCAGCUCUCUGGGAAGCUCCCAUCUGGAGACUAUCCAAGCUUUGGGACUGAUCGGUGGUUGGUAUUGCCACUAUAUCAGCCAACCGAACCUCGCAUACUCUCUCAUGGGCGCUGCGCUCAGAAUGGCGGCAGGGCUGGGUCUACACAAAGAAUUCGUAGAAGCCCGCCAGGCACCAAAUUCAGCAAAACUCGCCUCCAUAGAUCUGAAGCGCCGAGUCUGGUGGUCUCUCUUCUGUAUGGAUACUUGGGGAGGGAUGACGCUUGGCCGUCCGAGUAUGGGCCGCUUUGGUCCAAACAUCACCGAAAAUGUUCUCGAGAUCCUGCCAUUGGUGGAAAAUAUUCGUUUUGCCAAGAUCGCAUCACAGGUCCAGGAAUCCCUCGCAGCGGCACCCCUCGUGAAGCACCAGGAAAUGUCGCAUGCAGAUAUCCUACUCCUCGAUUGGUGGGCGAAUCUACCGCCGGUCCUCAAAGACCACGAACCGUGCUCCGAGUCAAUCAGCACCGUCCGAACCGUCAUGCGCUGGCGAUAUCUUAACCAGCGCAUGCUUCUCUACAGACCUACCCUUUUGAGCUACGCUAUGCGGCGCGUCCCAUAUAUUGCUCUACGAUCAGAAGAACGCACGGCCAUCGAGAAAUGUCGGGAAAUCGCCGAGCUGUCUAUCCAGAAUAUCGCUGCUACAGCCCAGCUCAACCAGCUCUGUGGCUGGAAUGCUGUCUGGUGGACUUUCCAGGCUUCUCUGGUGCCGCUGCUCGGACUUUUCUUAAAUGACCCCACGAGUGAUGAUCCCCGUGCUUCGAUCGAGUCUUGUCAGGCACAAGUUGAGACGGCCAUGGCAACCCUGGCGCGCAUGCAAUCAUACGGACAUACGGCGAAAGGGUCUCUUGAUGCUGUCUCGCGUAUAUACGAGGCUAGUAAGCGGGGUAAAGAUCUCACCACGUUCACUUCUGCAGCUGGUCUCUCCACGAGCAUCUAUUUCGCCGGUCGGGAUGUGCCGUUGUUCCCGUCGCCCGAGUCCGCACAUAUGAGAGUUUCUCUAGGAGCAAAUGGAAUCGCCGAUCCAUUAUCGACGCCAUUUAUUGAUGACUCUGGUCAAUAUUUGUGGGAGUAUCUCAGCUGGAGCGACAGUAACCUGUGGCCUGGACUUACCGAUCUUGAGACCCGUGCAGAGGCGAUGGCGCUUUUGACUCCGAAUCAUGAGAAGGGUCCCAAAUUUGGGAGUCAACCGUAUUUUGAGCAUAUGCCGGAUCCAUAUUUCGUCAAUCCUCCGCUUUAUUAUUGA